This is a messenger RNA of Cotesia glomerata, 2320 nucleotides long. RefSeq names its product protein N-terminal asparagine amidohydrolase (gene Ntan1). Bases 536 to 1480 code for a protein of 314 amino acids. The record is from RefSeq and is a predicted model, not a curated record. The transcript has 8 exons. Gene Ontology annotation, cellular component: nucleus. Gene Ontology annotation, molecular function: protein-N-terminal asparagine amidohydrolase activity. NCBI's taxonomy places the organism in Eukaryota, Metazoa, Arthropoda, Insecta, Hymenoptera, Braconidae. Gene Ontology annotation, biological process: ubiquitin-dependent protein catabolic process.
GUCUUGCCAGUAUAGACAGUGUGGUGGCCGAGUGUGGCCACAUCUGGCCAUUUUAUCCAACUUUUCGCCUUAGUACUCCCAAAAACGCGCUUAUUUAAACUUCAAACCACGUGUUUUUAUCUAAACAUAGUAAUUUCAUAUCUCUGUAAUAAAGAUGUCAAGUAUUAGUGACAGGUGACACUAUUUAUUUAGUGGAUCUUCCCGAACUCCAUCUCGAGUCUCACGCGUGUGCCACCAGUUGCUCAUUGCAUAACAGUGAAUCUUUUGAGAGCUCGUCAUAAAUAAUAAGCUAGAGCGAGUACUUGUUGAAUUUUUUAUUUAUUUUUUUCUACUAGUUACGGUAAUUAGUUUUUCUAUUUAUCGACCGUGUCGUGCGAAAAAGGGGUUUUUUUACACAGAUUUAUUGGGCGGCGUGAUACUCUGCUGUCCUCUGUCGAAUAAAACAGAGGGUAGAAGUGAGGACCGAAAAAAAAAAGAAGACUGAAUAUGGCGGCCGGAACGUGUCCUCCUUGAAGAUUAAACGAAACUUAGCAGGAUGGUGUUGGUGGUAAACGGAGUCCUGCAAGAGGAGCCUCCGAUCGACAGCCGGUCGCUCUAUGCAGCUCAUCCAAUUUAUCGUGAGACGGCAGCUCAAUUGCAUUCAAUGCCCGCGAAAUUAGUUGGUCCAGUUGGCCUUCUCUAUGUCCAGCAACGAGAAAUGGCGGCAACGCUUCCUCAUGACAAGAACGUGAGUAUUCUUGGAUCAGACGACAUGACCACGUGUAUAAUUGUUGUUGUUAGACAUUCUGGAUCAGGCGCUGUUGCGCUGGCACAUCUUGAUGGUGCUGGUACCGAAGAUGCUGCGGCUGCAAUGGUCCAGAGGGUGACGGAACUCGCGCUCGGGUUUCCUGAAGGCCGGGUUGAGCUCCAGCUUGUCGGCGGAUACUCGGAUCCUAGAAAUUACUCCGAGGAAUUGUUUUAUAAUAUUUUAUCUGCCUUUCACAAGCAACCCAUUGAAAUCGACCUGACACUCUGUUGCGUGGGCGAGCUUAACACCACUGUCAGAGGAGGAAUCCAUUGGCCCGUCAUUUAUGGAAUUGGGCUCAAUGUUAAGACUGGAGAAAUAUUCCCGGCAACCUUCCCGGAUAAGGGCCCUGAUCAAGCUUUGAGGUCUGCGAGGCACUUGACAGGAGGACAGCAAGUUCUAGAUGUUUACGAUUGUGGACUAGGACUCUUGAGAAUCGGACCUUUCAACUACGACCCACUUCGUGGAGUUGAUUUGUGGCUGGCGCAGUCUGAUCAGUUUAUUUUACAACAUUUAUCCACAUCACCAGAUGUUGAACCACCACAUUUUGUUUCUCAGGUAAGAGCAACAUUAAAAUACAUCCAAGACAAUCAAUUUCCGGCUGUGACAGUUUUCCGAGACAACAGGCCCCACUACUACCGCCGUGAUGAAACAACUGGAGUUUGGCAGCCGAUGCGCUACGACACUAAUUUCUAACAAAAUUUACUAAACAUUACCCUAUAAAUAAUUGCUAAUCCCGUGCAAUAUUUAAAUUAAAAAUAAUUUGAGGCCCAUUGUUGUUUCUUCUUAAUUUUUAACAAGCGAUUUUCUGUGUGCCCUUUUUUGUGGUCGAGUAAUCGAUCUGCCUUCGCCAUAAAAUAAUUUCACUAGAUUAUUAUUAUUAUUAAAAUUAUAAUUAUAAUAAAAAUUUAUACUAUUAACUAUUAUAAUAAUUAAUAGGUAGAAAAAUACGAUGUAUAUACUUUUUUUGACUAAGCUCGCAUUUUUAUUAAUUACGUCUCCUUGGUUAAAAAUAUUCCACUAAAAAUUGUGUUAUAAAUUGUUAUUACAUUAUUAAAAAAUUGUUAACAAUUAUUGAAAAAAAAUUUAUCAAUACCGUCCGUUUAAAAUCAGACGUAAUUAAUUUAAUUAUUUUAAAUGCGCGACUUAGUUUAGAAUAAUUAAUUGAAAGGCGAAAAAAAAAAUAUAUUUUUACUAAUUAAAAAAAGAUUUGUAAAGAUAAAAAAAAAUAAAUUGACGGUGAAAAGUUUACAAGAAAGUUAAGUCGAGAGAAAUUAAUUAAAGUUAAUGUAAUUGUUAUUUUAAUGAUGUUUAGUUCGAGUAAUCUGUUAUUGUUUACUCGGAUUAUUUUAUUUUAAUUCUUCGGCAGAGUUUUGCUCUUUCUUUUUUUUUUUUUAUUUUAAUUUAGCGGAGAGAGCAUUAAGUUUUUUGUUUGAGAAGAGUAAAGUUUCUUGUCUCGAGUCAAUUACACCGGUGGAUUAAAAAGAAAGAACCUUGUCGAGUAAAUAUAAGAUUUUUAAAGCGCACUUUUUUAAA